Molecule: messenger RNA, 624 nt
Organism: Trametes versicolor FP-101664 SS1
Lineage: Eukaryota; Fungi; Basidiomycota; Agaricomycetes; Polyporales; Polyporaceae
Exons: 2
Coding region: 1-624 (207 amino acids)
Source: RefSeq, a predicted model, not a curated record
AUGACCCGCCGCCCGAAGCCCGCUUUCCGGAAACUUGGGGAUACCGCCAGCGGUGCGUAUGCGCGCAAGGAGAUGCAGCUGCGCAGCGAGGUGCGUCAAGGGCUGAAGCAGAAACUAGUGGUGCGCGUCGGCCAUCUGGAUCCCGGAGUGUCGAUGCGCUGGACAGUCAGUGGACUCUGCAAAGACAUAUACCUCCGCCACCGCCUCAAACUCGUCGGGUGGCCGGAGGGCAUCGUCUUCGGCGACCUGAGCAAGGUGACCGGGCUGGCGCGGAUCUGGAUGCUCGUCCGGGCGCUGCGGAGCGGGGAGCUCACGUUCGAGCCGAUUACGCAGGAGGAGUACGAUGCCGCGAAGCGGAACCCUCUGCUCGCGGCGCCGACUCCCCUGCACAACGGCCUGAGGCUGAACCUCGGCCGAGACGACAUCGGGAGGCGGCGGGGCAGCAGCAAGGUCGACCCAGCGAUCUACCCGCCUCGACACGUGCGAGAUGGGCCGAAGUCGUCGAAGGUGGUGUCGGACGAGGCGGAGGCGAUGGCGGAGGGACCAGAGGAGCCGCACGAGCUGUUCAAGGGUGGGCAGCUGUAUGCGGGCCCGCAUCCUGGCCGGCUCCCGAUGUUGUACUGA